CUAGUCUAAAAGUUUGGCGGGCUAUUGGCGGCAGCCAUAUUUCCCUCGCCACUUUAAGUUAGUGAUUACACAAAGCGAAAUGUCUUUCUUUGAAACUCUCGAAAAGCUGUUAGGUACGAAAGAUUUGUACGAAGCACUAAGGCUAACUAAAUCAGCUUCUGAGUCGGAGAUAAAGCGAGCUUAUCGUAAAAAAUCGUUAGAAGUUCAUCCUGAUAGGGUUCCCGAAGCGGAGAAAGCGAGCGCCACCGAAAAAUUCCAAUGUUUGAGCAGAGUUUACACAGUUUUGUCUGAUCAAGACAAGAGGGCGUUGUACGAUGAAAGUGGGGAAGUUGACGACGAUGUUGUGGUCCAACAACGUGAUUGGGAUGCCUACUGGAGACUACUGUUUCAGAAAAUCACUAUGGAAGAUAUUGGAGAGUUUGAGAAAAAUUACAAAGGAUCAGAAGAGGAAGUGAACGAUCUCCGGUCGGCGUACUUGGAUUAUGAAGGUGAUAUGGACGCUAUCUUGGAAAAUGUGCUAUGCUCCACGAUCGGCGAUGGCGAAAGAUUCCGAAAAAUUAUUCAAGAUUUGAUUUCAAAGGAAGAUCUACCGACUUUCCCAGCUUUUGUAAAUGAGGAUAAAAAGAAGAAGAAAGCGCGCAAGCAAAAAGUUAGUAAAAAGUAUUGGUGGGUCUUUUAUAUCAAAUGUUAUUGUCCUAGAAAAUAUCCAUAGUCUCUUAAACAGGAUCAUUAGAAAUUUUAGACGGGUAGCAAAGUCUUCUGUGGAAAUGCCAUCAUAAUGUAGUUAUCUGAUAUACCUCCACCAAACUCGUAGAGGUGGUGGAGAACAAAAGAAUAUUUCAGAUGUACGUCGGAUUUCGUUUUAGUUUAUGAUUGAGUGACACUGUAUUAAAGUUUUGUUACUAAUAGAAAUUAUUUGAAAGAAGACUUGUCUGCAUGAGCAAUUUUUAUUUCACAACAUUUAUGCGGCAAAUUAAUUUGGUCGCGUAGAUGUUAGCAAGCAUUUGUAAAGAAUUUGGCAACAGUUCAAACUCUGUGUGCUGGUUAUGACUUUGGAUAGCUAGAGUAUUUUGCUGGAAACGUAUGCACAGGCCAAGUGGGGCAACUUUAAUUUGUCAAAUCGAAACAAACACGCAACCCUAACAGUGAAAAUAUUUGCCUCUUAACCCUUUUUCUCAAUCUAAUUGUUCUCAUCUUCACAAGCUAAUCAAAGUUACAGCACAAAAAUGAUUGCUUGUUUUGGUAGAGCUAUAUACAUGUAGAUAACCUGAUAGUGCAGAUAAGGACUUUUUAAGAGAUUUCUUUUUUUUCACUGUAUUAGGUGGGCAGGAUCUUACAGUGGGUUAGUCUCACGAUUAAAUUCCCAAAACAGGUUAUGGUUUGUCAUUAUGGUGAAUAACACUUUCAAAAGAAAAGUAUAAUUGUUUGCCUUACAACCUGGUCACUUCAGUCAUGGAUCAUGAUGUUUCAACAGCAUACUGCUAGUCUUCUUCAGGCAAUGAGGUGGAUUGAGCAUGUGAGUGUAAAACUGUUGGAGUUCCAUGGCUGUGGUUGGUAUAUCUUCUAAAGUUUCCCUUAGCAGUUUGCUGCCGCACAGGUCUUCCUGCUGUUGUUUCUCAUGAUCAUUGACAUUCAGGCUUCUGAGAAUUCUAUUCUACUGUCCUUCUUGAUAUCAUUAGGCUGAUUGCUUAUAUGGAUUGCCUCUUCACCUUGCAUUUGUAGAAAUGGGGAUCACCCUCAGUAAACUCUACUUUGUUCAGAGAGGGCUGAAACAGUGGUUUUUCUGUAUAGGGUUGUGUCCUAUUGUCAUGUCAUGUUUGUUUAAUCUUCUUUUUUUCCCAAGGCCCAGUUGUAUGAAAAGCCACAAGUGAUAAUCCAGAAUUAAAAGUUUAACUUGCCCUUGAUUUCUCUUGAAAUAAAGCAUAUAUUCGAGCUAACAUUUUGAUGGGUUUUACCUUAGCACAAGACAGAACUGAAGGGUAAAAUAUAAACAAUCAAAACUGUCUGGAAAGCUAUAACAUUUAAUCAAAAGUUGUUGUCAAAACCUUAGUCAUCUUUGUGCCUUGGACAAGUUUACAGUAUGUUCCCUCAGAUAAUCUGUAGAAUCAUGGUAUUAAUUUAUAAUUAAUCUUGUGGUGCCAACCUCUUAGGCUCUAGAAAACUUACAAACAGGAAGGUUUGGAAGGUACCUUUCUUACAGACUGAAAGGGACAGGAGCAUGGGAGAAUCAUGGUCAGCACAGGAGAGGAAAGUACAUGAAGGAGAAUAAAAAUGCAAACAUUUGUCAACCAUUUAUCUGCAGUGUUUUAUAAUAGGAAACAGUAGGUGGAGGUCAAAGGUGUAACACAGUAGGAAGGAGGGAAGAGAUUCUCCUUCUGCAGUCUCUUCCCUUUUUUUUGUGGUCAAGCUUUUACAUAGCUGAAUGCCUAAGUUUUUGAAGAUUAUGAUCAAUGAUUUUAAAGACUUAAUUUGCUAUUUACAGGCUCAGAAAGAGGCAGCAGAAGCAGAGGAGAUGGCCAAAGAGCUUGGCUUAAAUGACAAAACUGAUGAUGGUCUGAAACAACUGGUUAUGAAACGGCAGAAAGACCGGCAAGGGGCCAUGGAUGACAUGAUAGCUGGGCUGGAAGCAAAAUACUGCAAACCAAAGAAACAGAAAACAUUUAAAGGAAAGAAAAAAUAGUUUUUUUACCUGAAUCCAAAUCUGUACUGGGAUGAAAAAUUUAUAUAUCCUGGUAGGUUGUAUUACAGAAGGGUUCUCCCUCAGUUGCAUUCCAGUUUAGCUGGUUAUCAGUAUUUGACAGUAAAUCAAGGGAAUAUUUAUCAUCACAGUCUUUUGGUAUUAAUGUUUAAGUUUACACAAAAUUUACAUAUCUGGUAUGUAGAAAGUGAAGGAGUUUGUAUUUAUCUUGGUCAUAAAAUUUUCUUAGUGAUAACAUGUUUUGCUCUGCCUGUUUUAUAAAAUUAUCUCAACCAUGCAAC
Molecule: messenger RNA, 2979 nt
Organism: Pocillopora meandrina
Lineage: Eukaryota; Metazoa; Cnidaria; Anthozoa; Scleractinia; Pocilloporidae
Source: the annotation of a GenBank genome assembly